This is a messenger RNA of Chelonoidis abingdonii (Abingdon island giant tortoise), 1349 nucleotides long. Its product is annotated as prion-like protein doppel. The record is from RefSeq and is a predicted model, not a curated record. NCBI's taxonomy places the organism in Eukaryota, Metazoa, Chordata, Testudines, Testudinidae. Gene Ontology annotation, cellular component: membrane. Gene Ontology annotation, biological process: protein homooligomerization.
UCAGCUUGGCAAAUGCUAUUGAGACCUGCACUUCCCCCAAAAAACAACCUGCAACUCUCUAGCAGAAAGAUCCUCCAGAAUGGGAAGGACCCGGAUGGUGACCUGCUGGAUGGCUAUGCUUUUUCUGGUGCUAUCUAGCGAUAUCACCCUUUGUCGGAGGGGCUCCUCAAGUAAGAAAGCAAGCCAGAAUAAAAGCCCUCCCCCCGUUAAUAAGCCCAGCUCACCAACCAAAAAAGAACCAGUGAAGAUUCCAGGAACACUCUGUUACACUGGCCAAUUGCUCAACAUCAAACUAGAGCCUGAAGAUGCCAAAUAUUACACUGACAACUUCAAAAAGUUCCCUGACUGUGUUUAUUACCCUACGUGCUUCCGGUCACUAGAGCCAAACGCAACCAAGGACACGUUGGUUAGCGAGUGUUUUAACAUUACAGUGAGUUUGACUGAAAACAAACUGGACUUAUCUGAAGGAAAGAAUGCCACCAGUGCGUACACCAGGGUCAUGUGGCAUGUGAUAAACCACUUGUGUGCAAUGGAAUUCUGCUGCCAACCACGCAGCCUCGCUCUGUCAAUCCACGGUUCCUUUGGUUGGUUAACAAUGCUUUGCUUCUUGAGUUUUAUUUCUCUUACCGUGCAAUGAGCUUGCAGCAAAAGCCAUUGAUUUACUGGCAAAAGUGCAGUGCCUGUCAGUAACUAUUUACCUUUUGUGAUUUGUAUAUACUAAACUUCCAUAAUUCUUUUAUUUGUUAUUUUAACCAAAAUCCUUUGUGCAUAUAAACUCGUGUGAUUUAUCUAGCAAACUAAUGUGCUUUGUUUUAAACUGGAUUAAUGUGUGUCCAAAUAAAGGAACAUGCUAAUCUUUUAACUCCUUUAACCUAGUCCAGAGAGGGAUUCUGGAUUCUAUGAUAAUAGACAUUCUUAUUAGUAAACAAGACUAGGUAAUAUACAGGGUGCGUAUGAUUGAUAAGAGGCACUUGUCAUUGCAGAUUUUUCCUGUGAUGAAUGAAAUAAUGACCCAUUGAGAGAUGUUAACUCAUUAAGAACUACCAGUUGCCACAGCUGUCAGUAAUAGUGACUGGAUUAUAAAUCCCCUUUAGUUUAUCAAUCAGGUAAAGUGAGAUAACCAUAAAAGAAAUCCCAUCAGUAAUGAGGUAAAAAUAAGAUAUUGAAAACAAGAGUAAAAUAAUUGUGAGAAAGUAACUUUUCCCUCCCCACAAAGAUUUCUUUGUCUCUCACCCUAUAAAAAAGAGUUUUGGGGAGAUAAAUUGGGAAUGAAUACUGCCAGCAUUCCACUAAGUGUGGAAGAUGGGACUAAACUACUUCAUCACAUACAGGGCUGGUUCUCUUUCUGA